Cantharellus anzutake is the source of this 984-nucleotide messenger RNA. RefSeq lists its product as uncharacterized. Gene Ontology annotation, biological process: vesicle-mediated transport; mitotic spindle elongation. The coding region runs from base 1 to 984 and encodes 327 amino acids. Gene Ontology annotation, cellular component: Golgi membrane. The record is from RefSeq and is a predicted model, not a curated record. The transcript is spliced from 5 exons. NCBI's taxonomy places the organism in Eukaryota, Fungi, Basidiomycota, Agaricomycetes, Cantharellales, Hydnaceae.
AUGAGUGUACCAGAGUGGCUCAAACCUUGGCUACCUAUGUGUAGUUGGUUCGCCACGACGAUCGGAUUUUUUAUCGCUAUCGCCUUUUGGCGAAAGGAGGUUUUUCAAGGAUUGGAUGACCUAGCGUCCUAUCUGAAAGAGGAGGGAUACUAUGGACAUAUGAUCAUGUUUUUCCUUAUUUUACUAACCACGUUCCCCCCCCUUCCCCUUUACUCAACAUUCAUGAUGCUCUCGGGCUACACCUACGGCUCUCUAACAGGUUUCUACAUAUCUUACACAUCGUCUCUCGUAGGAGCCACGAUCGUCUUUUUGAUAUUUAGAUACGUGGUUCCUGUGAGAUGGACGAUGAGGAUGAUGCCGGCGUCCUUGAAGAGAGUGGUGAGAGUUAUCGAAGAGAGGUGGGUUGUCUUCUUGUUAGUGAGGGUUGCCCCGUAUCCUUUCAAUGUUGUUAAUGCUGUGUUGGGGAGCGGGAGUGGGAUGGAAUUGCGAGUUUAUUUGGGGGUUACGGGGGUGAGUUUGUUAAAGGUGUUGGUGCACACGAGUAUAGGGAGUGGAAUCAGGAGUUUUCGGGAUUAUCAUUCUUCCUCAUCUUCGGAAGGAGGUAGUAGAGAGUGGACGUGGAAGGAGAUAUGGGGAUUGUUUGGGAUAUUGCUUUGUGUCGGGUUGUUUGUUUAUUUGGGGAUCGUAGCGAGGAGAGCUGUUGACGAGCUUGAGGCGGAAGUUCAGUCUCGGUCUCAGUGUUUGGAGGAAGGACCAUUGCGUCGCCAUUCUUCUGUUAUCGUGGGAGGAACAGGAGAGGAAGGAAUGGAUGAAGGGGCGGUGAUGAGGAGUGUGUCGCCUGGUGUGCAUAGUAGCACGGGGCGUGGGUACGAGAGAGUUCCGAUGACCGAGACGCCGUAUGGAAUUCAUGACGAGCAAAGGUUGAUGAAUGCAUUGGGGAUUCAAUUGCAUGAGGGCCCAUCGGUUGCUUUAGCCUCGGUUUGA